AUGGCGUCCAGGGCAUUCCCAGCUCUGGUCCUUCUCGUGCUCAUCUGCGGCCAGCUCGUGGUCGGCGGCCAUGCCCAGCCCUACAUCGGCGGCACCAGGGGAGGAGGAGGAUCUGCCGCCGGACUGCGGCCACCGACUUCCACCGCCACCCAUGGCCACUCCUCCACCAUUGCCAUGGGAGAAGACAAGUCCUUCAUGAUCAACAGCCUGCCGGCGCACGACCACCCGCUUCCUGUCCCGCCGUCCGGGGAUCGAAGAGGGCUGGUCGGCCAGGGCACCCAUCAGUCCGACACACUCCUCAACCAGAACACCUGCGGGUAUGAGGCCGCCGUAGCCGCCUGCCACCAAUUCAUCUUCAUUGUUGAACUACUGCAUCUACCUUGCCCGGUCUAG
Messenger RNA from Triticum turgidum subsp. durum (durum wheat), 393 nucleotides. Lineage: Eukaryota; Viridiplantae; Streptophyta; Magnoliopsida; Poales; Poaceae. The record is from the annotation of a GenBank genome assembly.